Molecule: messenger RNA, 1196 nt
Organism: Dendronephthya gigantea
Lineage: Eukaryota; Metazoa; Cnidaria; Anthozoa; Malacalcyonacea; Nephtheidae
Product: transmembrane prolyl 4-hydroxylase-like
Exons: 4
Coding region: 123-1124 (333 amino acids)
Biological process (GO): peptidyl-proline hydroxylation to 4-hydroxy-L-proline
Cellular component (GO): endoplasmic reticulum
Molecular function (GO): procollagen-proline 4-dioxygenase activity; L-ascorbic acid binding; iron ion binding
Source: RefSeq, a predicted model, not a curated record
AGAAGUGAAAAAAAAGCUACACUUCAUUUGGUUGCCACGGUGAAUCGCUGCGUGACGGUCGCCAGCUAGAGCAUCUGGAAGCAAUAAAACUGGAGAAUAAAACUGCAGCGCACAGGAGAAAUAUGAAUUCAGAACCAGACGAGGCACCAAAAAGCAAUGUCGAGCUAAAGGCUUCUUCAACAGAGAUACAGCCAGAAGACCCUCCUAUAUUUAACGCGGCAAAAAUCUCCUUUCGACGAUUCAACUACCGUCUUUACUUCGCCCUGCUGCUAACAGAUGUUAUGCCAACUAUUUACACAACGGUUCGCAUUCAUUACCUCGGGGAGUUGCCGAACUCAUGGGGAGUUAACAUUGCCUCACAGUUACAAUGGGUGAACGUUAUCUUAGAAGUCGUUGAGGAGGCGCUGAUCAAACCACUGUACUUUUGCAUCGGACUCACGAUCGGAAAUGCCCGUGAAACCGAAAACAAGGUCAAAGGCGGAUUGCUCGUAACCUUCCUCGUCUACCUCGUUUGCGCGUCGUCGAUUGCCGCCGCAGCUUCGCCACUCGCCGACUGGUUGGCACAGGAUGAGAAACUCAUCAGCAAGACGGUCGACUAUGUCCGCCUCGAACUUAUCGGGUUGGUUAUGUCGAACUUGGUCAAGUUUUUCAUGGUGGUUUUCGUGCUGUUGGAUGCCCAGCGUCACAUAUACGCUGUUCUUGCUAUCCAGAUGUCCCUAUCUAUCGUCCUCGAUUCAUUCUUCCUCAGCGAGUCCAUCGACGUCUCGCUGAAGUUGGGCGUCAAUGGCAUCGCGUACACCAACAUCGCCACGGCCACCGUGACGUUUGUCUACGCAACGUGCGUCUUUUGCAGGAUGUACGGAUUCUGUCUGACCAGACCAACCUUCGCGUGGCUGCGCGACUGGUCUUUCGUGGGACUCUUCUUUGGCCUCGACUCGCUGACGCGAAAUGCUGCCUAUCUUCUCAUGAUAAUACGUAUGAUGAAUGUUGUUAAGAAGCAAGGAAUAUAUUGGCUGGCCAAUUCCUUUGUCUGGUCCUGGCUUCUCUUGCCGUUCCAGUCUCUUUCCAAAGUGCUCAUCCAAGAUAGAAGACCUUGGCCUACUACGUCAUUGUACUGGGCAUAGCCCUGGUAUGGGUUGUCACAAUUCCUGGAUGGAAAGGCUUCUUCGGCGUUGUCCUUAAUAUCAAAGAAACGA